Dreissena polymorpha is the source of this 2020-nucleotide messenger RNA. RefSeq lists its product as uncharacterized. The record is from RefSeq and is a predicted model, not a curated record. The coding region runs from base 24 to 1253 and encodes 409 amino acids. The transcript has 9 exons. NCBI's taxonomy places the organism in Eukaryota, Metazoa, Mollusca, Bivalvia, Myida, Dreissenidae.
UAUAUACACGCCCACAGUACAUUAUGGAUUUAAUAACAGUGGUUGUGCUAACAUGUUCAAUUAUUAUUGUGAAAUUCUUGCUCAAAGGCGACCCAGAGCCUAUCAAUGGAGUUUAUUCACAGCCAAACAAGUGGUACUGGAUAAAAUUCUACGCGUUUAAAUUUAUUUUGUGGUUAAGAAAACGGGAGCAAAAUAAGGUCAACGGGGAAAAUGCAGGAAUGGGUCGAAAAUCAAGAGAUUCGCCAGAAGAAAUGGAUAAAGCACAAGUUCUACAUAAGGAGCAUCCGAAGGCGGUGGAUGCUGUGUACCUGACCGGGAGUAACAAAGACGGCCAGUUCCUUGUGACAGCAACAGCACGACGUCAUGGCAACCACGUGCAAACCAUUGUCUAUCUUAGGUUACCGGAUGUCGGCUUUCUAGAGCUGCCUUCGAUGCCGGACACGUCUCUGAGAGGGUCACAGGAAGGCGAGUACGCGGCAGGGGGUCUCCACAUCCGGCCCAUGGAAACCAUGAAGACGUGGAGCAUAAAGUUUGAUGGCAAACUCAGACAAGUGUCGUCUGGAAAACUUCUCAACGUGACCUUUGACCUCACUUGGACGGCUUGCACGCGCUACUUCGAUUUUGACAUCGACCUUCAUCCUGACACGUUGUGUGAUGCUAUUGCACGAGAAAAGUGGUCCAGGACUUUCUUCGACACGCUUAAAACAAUCCAUCAGACCCAUUACGAGCAGUUCGGGGACACAAGAGGAACCGUCCACAUUGAGGGCCAUGACCCCGUAACCUUCGAUGUAAGGGGAGUAAGGGACCACUCUUACGGGAACAUCCGGAACUGGCGACAGCUCCACCGGUACUGCAUCCAGUACGCGAGUUUCGAGGACGGGUCCAACCUCAACAUUUCAGCCAUAUCCAUGCCCGCCACGACAUCUAGACUUCACUGCGGGUUUCUGUUCCACCCUGACGGCAGCCUGGACAAAAUGUCUUGGUGUGACCUUGAAUUCCAUCACCUAGGUGACGACGGCACGCCAGUGUCUGACUUUACCAUUAGGUUUAAAGCCGGCGACAAGACGCGCACCGUGACGGCGAAGGUUCUGGACACACGUCAGUUCUACAUCGGUGACGGCAGAGACGCCAAGAUAUUCGAGCGCUAUGUGCGAUACGAGAUGGACGGGGUGGUGGGGUACGGACUCAGCGAGUGGGAAUACGUAAACAACGACGGAACAGACCCACAGAACAACAUGGGACUGAACUUUUGAGACCAACACAGGCUACAUUCGCGGAUUUGGGAUCUCGAGUUAAAGGGGGUUGUUCAUGACAUGAACCGCGUCAUGCGAAAAUCUAUGUUAUGCCAGUGUAGCUACAGACCAGCAUGUGCAAUCGUGUGAUUAAUCACGCUGUCUGCUGAAAAUCACGCAAAGUUUUGUGGUCUGAUUAGCAUCCUGACCAGACUGCGCGUAUUCAUAUGGCUUAAGAUAAGCAUGACGCGGGACUUAUUCAGGAACAGUAAAACGCUUUCAGCUACCUUUAUGGGUUUGCCAAGAAAUCAGCAGUGUAUCGACAGCAUCCGCAAACAUUUGAAAAGAAAAAAACUGAUGGUUGUGAUGGACACCAAAUGAAUAAAACAUAUAGGUUCCAACUUAAUACUUACAUAUUGUGUUUUCAUGUAUUUUGAUGCCUAUAGUCGAGUAUAAGACAAUUGUGACAACUGGUAAGUGGCUUUUCGAUUGUUUCUCCAAGAGAGAAAAAUGUCAUGUUAUCUGAUUAUUGAAAAGUAUUAUGUUAUUUCAUUACCCGUGAAUUAAAAUGGCUUAAUCAAUGACAAUCUGUAUAUUUGUUUACAUGUCACACUUAACAACAUAAGUAUAAAUGCUUUUUGCUUUCAUAUUGUAUGUAGUAAUUUGAACAAUCAUUGUAUUAAUGCUUUUUGCUUUCAUAUGUAUGUAGUAAUUUGAACAAUCAUUUUAUGUAUAUUUUACUGCAUGUUUAUUUGAUUUGUUCAGCUUAAAGCACAAUGUGACACGUU